Marchantia polymorpha subsp. ruderalis is the source of this 687-nucleotide messenger RNA. The record is from the annotation of a GenBank genome assembly. NCBI's taxonomy places the organism in Eukaryota, Viridiplantae, Streptophyta, Marchantiopsida, Marchantiales, Marchantiaceae.
UGAGUUUCUCGGUGACUAGGAUUGGGACAACGCUGGACUCUCUGCCUACCCGAGACCUUUGCCAAGAAUCGGGAGUUGAAUUUGGAGGUGAUCCACGCCCUAUGGGCCAUGUUGGGAGUUCUGGGAUGUGUGACCCUCUAGCUACUGGCCAAGAAUGGAAUGAAGUUCGGCAAGGCAGUCUGGUUCAUCGCUGAUCUUCUAUGAGGGAGGUCUGGACUAACUCGACAACUCUGGCCUUGUCCAUGCGCAUAGCAUGAGCACGAGCUUCCAGGUCGUGCUCAUGGGAGCCAUCGAAGGAUACAAAGUGGCAGGAGUACCCCUGGAAGAGGCUAUUAUCACCCGCAAGAUCCAUCGAGAACUUGUCCUACCACUUGGCGAAUUAUCCUUGUUGAGACAAGAUGGGGAAUUUGUAGAGUUGGGUGGUACUAACUCUGUUACAUGAGCGUUGUUGGGAUAUGUUUGUGAGUCACUCCAAUGCAUUCUAGAGAAUCGGUACAUUUCACAUAAUCCACAGCAGACCAUAGAACUGAUACAUUGGACAGUCCAUAGCAGAUCAUCAUGGCAGAUGUUGAGACAAGAUGAAUGUCUGUCUCUAUCCAUCAGUUUACUUUAGGUUAUGUUAGAUAACGUAAAAGUUAGUCAUUCUCCCAUAUAAAUAUGUGACUGUGACACGAUACUAGAUAAUCU